Messenger RNA from Komagataella phaffii GS115, 2307 nucleotides. RefSeq names its product Cobalamin-independent methionine synthase, involved in amino acid biosynthesis. The transcript has a single exon. Gene Ontology annotation, molecular function: zinc ion binding; 5-methyltetrahydropteroyltriglutamate-homocysteine S-methyltransferase activity. The record is from RefSeq and is a predicted model, not a curated record. NCBI's taxonomy places the organism in Eukaryota, Fungi, Ascomycota, Pichiomycetes, Pichiales, Pichiaceae. The coding region runs from base 1 to 2307 and encodes 768 amino acids.
AUGGUUCAAUCAUCUGUCUUAGGUUUCCCACGUAUCGGUGCCUUUAGAGAAUUAAAGAAGACCACCGAGGCCUACUGGUCUGGUAAGGUCGGAAAAGACGAGCUUUUCAAAGUCGGAAAGGAGAUCAGAGAGAACAACUGGAAGCUGCAAAAGGCUGCUGGUGUCGAUGUCAUUGCUUCCAACGACUUCUCCUACUACGACCAAGUUCUUGACCUGUCUCUUCUGUUUAACGCUAUUCCAGAGAGAUACACUAAGUACGAGUUGGACCCAAUUGACACCCUAUUCGCCAUGGGUAGAGGUUUACAAAGAAAGGCCACCGACUCCGAGAAGGCUGUUGAUGUCACCGCUUUGGAGAUGGUUAAAUGGUUUGAUUCUAACUACCACUACGUCAGACCCACUUUCUCUCACUCCACUGAGUUCAAGCUGAAUGGUCAAAAGCCAGUUGACGAGUACUUAGAGGCCAAGAAACUUGGAAUUGAGACUAGACCAGUUGUUGUUGGUCCAGUUUCUUACCUGUUCUUGGGUAAGGCUGACAAAGACUCUCUUGACUUGGAGCCAAUCUCUCUUUUGGAGAAGAUUUUGCCUGUCUACGCUGAACUACUGGCCAAGCUGUCCGCUGCUGGUGCCACUUCCGUGCAAAUCGAUGAGCCAAUCCUGGUUUUAGAUCUCCCAGAGAAGGUUCAAGCUGCUUUCAAGACUGCUUAUGAAUACCUUGCCAAUGCUAAGAACAUUCCAAAGUUGGUUGUUGCCUCCUACUUCGGUGAUGUCAGACCAAACUUGGCUUCUAUCAAGGGUUUACCAGUCCACGGUUUCCACUUUGACUUUGUCAGAGCUCCAGAGCAAUUCGACGAAGUUGUUGCCGCAUUGACAGCUGAGCAAGUUUUGUCCGUCGGUAUCAUUGACGGUAGAAACAUCUGGAAAGCUGAUUUCUCCGAGGCUGUUGCUUUCGUUGAAAAGGCUAUUGCUGCUUUGGGUAAGGACAGAGUUAUUGUUGCCACCUCUUCCUCUUUGUUGCACACACCAGUUGACUUGACCAACGAAAAGAAGCUGGACUCCGAGAUCAAGAACUGGUUUUCGUUUGCUACCCAAAAGUUGGAUGAGGUUGUUGUCGUCGCCAAGGCUGUAUCUGGUGAGGAUGUCAAGGAGGCUUUGUCUGUAAAUGCCGCUGCCAUCAAGUCUAGAAAGGACUCUGCUAUCACUAACGAUGCUGAUGUUCAAAAGAAGGUUGACUCCAUCAAUGAGAAGUUAUCUUCCAGAGCUGCUGCUUUCCCUGAAAGAUUGGCUGCUCAAAAGGGCAAGUUCAACUUGCCUUUGUUCCCAACCACCACCAUUGGUUCUUUCCCACAGACUAAGGAUAUCAGAAUCAACAGAAACAAGUUCACCAAGGGUGAAAUCACUGCUGAGCAAUAUGACACUUUCAUCAAAUCUGAGAUUGAGAAAGUCGUCAGAUUCCAGGAGGAGAUUGGUUUGGAUGUUCUUGUCCACGGUGAACCAGAGAGAAACGAUAUGGUUCAAUACUUUGGUGAGCAGCUGAAGGGUUUUGCCUUCACCACCAAUGGUUGGGUCCAAUCUUACGGUUCUCGUUACGUUAGACCACCUGUGGUUGUCGGUGACGUUUCUAGACCUCAUGCCAUGUCUGUCAAGGAGUCUGUUUACGCUCAGUCCAUCACUAAGAAGCCUAUGAAGGGUAUGUUGACUGGUCCUAUCACCGUCUUGAGAUGGUCUUUCCCAAGAAACGACGUUUCCCAAAAGGUUCAAGCUCUGCAAUUGGGUCUUGCUCUGAGAGAUGAAGUUAACGACUUAGAGGCCGCAAGUGUCGAAGUUAUUCAAGUUGACGAGCCAGCUAUUAGAGAAGGUUUGCCAUUGAGAAGCGGUCAAGAAAGAUCUGACUACUUGAAAUACGCUGCUGAAUCUUUCAGAAUUGCUACUUCCGGUGUCAAGAACACUACUCAGAUCCACUCUCACUUCUGUUACUCUGAUUUGGAUCCUAACCAUAUCAAGGCUUUGGACGCUGACGUUGUCUCUAUUGAGUUCUCUAAGAAAGAUGAUCCUAACUACAUUCAAGAGUUCUCUAACUACCCUAACCACAUCGGAUUGGGUUUGUUUGACAUCCACUCUCCAAGAAUUCCUUCCAAGGAGGAGUUCAUUGCCAGAAUUGGUGAGAUUCUUAAGGUGUACCCAGCUGACAAGUUCUGGGUCAACCCUGACUGUGGUUUGAAGACCAGAGGCUGGGAGGAGGUCAGAGCCUCUUUGACUAAUAUGGUUGAAGCUGCUAAGACCUACCGUGAAAAGUACGCUCAGAAUUAA